AUUAGAACACGGUGAGAUAAAAUUAUAAGAAGCAUUCUCGUUAUCCCACUUUUCAGUGCAGAUGUAUAUAUAGAGAGAGAAAAAAAAAAAAGAAAAAAAAAAAGACAUUUAGAUUUGCACAUAGAGAGAGAAACAAAGUGAGUAAUGUUAGAUCCAGCAAAUGGGUUGCUACCUCCACCUUCAUCUCCAACUAUCUCCUCCGUUUCUUCCUCCGAUCUCGACUCUGAGUCAACAGGUUCGUUUUUCCAUGAUCGAAGCACCACUUUGGGGACUCUGAUGGGUGUUUCCUUCCCUGCAAUCACGUUUCGAGAUCCCUCACAGCAUCGGCAAACCAAUUUGAUUUCCGCCGCCGUCACCGCCGACGCCGUCGGCGGCGGAGGGCGUCGGAAGAGCAAGAAUUCGGCAUUGGUGGCCGCGGCGGCGGAGAGGCGAAGGAGGUGGUGGAGGCUGUGCAGAGACGACGAUGGGUUGAAGCGCUCGUCGUUGGGUGAGUUUCUGGAGGUGGAACGGAGGUUCGGAGAUGGGGCGUUUUACGGUGUUACGGCAGAGCUUGAAGGUGUGGUGGAGCAGCCGAGGAAUGGACGGCUGCUGUUUGCUGAUGGGAGGGUCCUACCACCCGCGCAACCGGAGGAUGGGUCAUCAACGGCUGGUGCUCACUCUCGGUUCUCGGUUUCUCUAACCGGGAUCUGUAGCGGCGGUGUAGGAUAGAAUUUGUGGUUUGUUUUUUUUUUUACUUUUCAUGAUUAUUAGUAUAACUCUCUCUGAUUAAAGUUUAUACAUUAAACACUUUUGUUUGUGGGAAAA
Messenger RNA from Cornus florida, 804 nucleotides. RefSeq lists its product as uncharacterized. NCBI's taxonomy places the organism in Eukaryota, Viridiplantae, Streptophyta, Magnoliopsida, Cornales, Cornaceae. The record is from RefSeq and is a predicted model, not a curated record. The coding region runs from base 145 to 708 and encodes 187 amino acids. The transcript is spliced from 2 exons.